UGUAUGAAAAUUGGCAUCUCUUCGUUUCCAUUCUCAAGGCGAUUCGACAUCUGCUCGAUCGUCACAGCCGACCGACACCAUCAUUAGCUUUCAUCAACGCUUUACUUCCAAACUUGUCGGGCCCCUCACGUUUCUUACAUCCAUGUAUGCAUUCGCAGCAGAUCUUUUUCUUUUCUUCCUACUCGAUUCCCUGACUGGACUGGGUUCUUCUUAUUUCAAGGGUGGCCUUACGGCUAUUCUGCCCUUAAAUGCUAUCAAGUCCUGUAGCAUUUGCCUCUCCGAAGGAGAGCACGAAAAACCUCACCAUGCGGCUCAACAAGCACAAGACAGCCCAGCAGUUCAAGCCUGCACGAUUUCAGCCCGUAAGCCCCACCACGUAGAUAUCAUUUAUCAAUCCCGGAGCGUCCAUAGUAUCAAGAAAAUAGAGAGACAGGUUCAAGUUUAGAGAUUAUGGGGCGAAGGUAGCCAGGCGCACACGAC
Molecule: messenger RNA, 480 nt
Organism: Tilletiaria anomala UBC 951
Lineage: Eukaryota; Fungi; Basidiomycota; Exobasidiomycetes; Georgefischeriales; Tilletiariaceae
Exons: 1
Coding region: 143-445 (100 amino acids)
Source: RefSeq, a predicted model, not a curated record